AAUGCAAAACGUGCUUCAGUGGCCGCGGCACCGCUGGCCGCAUGGGUGACCGCGAAUCUGCAAUACUCCGAGAUUCUCGAAAAGAUUUCGCCAUUGGAACAGGAGAAAAAUCAACUUGUUAGCAAUUUAUCGAAAGCAGAAAAGCAAAUCGAAAAGCUCUCGAAGGGACUGCUAACUGUGGACGAGAAAGUGGCCGCUCUGAAGGAGAAGUUCGAGGGUCUCAUGAUGGAGGCGACUCAAAUCAAGAUAGACCUGGAAAAAGAACAGUUGAACUGGAAGAACCACGGCUUGCCUGGGGAUUCGCUUUCAGUGGAGAAUACUGUAGUGAUGUUCAACAAUACGCAAACACCGCUGGUUAUCGACCCGACAGGACGAAUCGCUGCGUUCCUACAUUCCUUCAUUGAUAAAUCGGAACUGCUCAGGGCCGCUCAGAACGAUUUAUUUACACAGAUCGAAUUUGGAAUUCGAUUCGGAAAAACAAUAAUUGUGGACGACGUUGCCGAAAUCGACGCUGCUCUUGUCCCCAUCUUCCGGAGAGAGUUAUCAUCUCAAGGACCACGACAGGUCUGA
Molecule: messenger RNA, 570 nt
Organism: Ostertagia ostertagi
Lineage: Eukaryota; Metazoa; Nematoda; Chromadorea; Rhabditida; Trichostrongylidae
Source: the annotation of a GenBank genome assembly